CCAACUGAGACGGCCAGCAGAAGGACAGGUGUUAUAACGGAGACCCAGCGCAGGAAGAAAGUGAAGUGAACUUGUCCCUGGUCGUGUUUGCGGAGUGAGGGAGAGCAGCCGCCGGUGCGCCCUGCCAUGUCAGCCGCCGCUGCCUGCUGGCGGGAUGGGAACAGGAGCGGGGGCUUUACUUGCGGACGUUGCCUCCCCUGCUUUCUUCAGCGGACAGUUGAUUAAUACCUGAAGACAGUUAAAAGUGAACAGUUUUGUGGGACUGCGGAGGCUCUUUGGUGGUCAGCUUUCUCCAAAGCUGCUGGAGCAGCCGGUGGAUGUUGCGUCAUGGAGACGCAGAGAAGACUUGGAGCCAUACUGAUGUUGAUGUGGAUUUUCCCAGUUUUGGACCGAGCUUCAAACUGGAGACGCAGAUGGACACCGGUUGCUGGGAUCAGCUGAUCCAGCUUCAGCAGUCCGGUUCAGGUGACUGGGCACCCUGUGACACCCAGAAGGUGGAGAUGCCCAGCAAGGAUAUGGAAGUGGUGAAGGGUCAGAUGGUGGUGUUGCAGGCCUGGUACAGCCCCAACUCAGACAUUUCCCAAAACACAGUCAUUUGGCAUUUCACGGGGAAUGAGUCAAAGCAGGUGAUAAACUUUAGCUCAGGUAAAGUCGGGCACGGACACAACGAAUUCACCAAAAGAGUGGGCUUCAGUGCGACCAUGCCCUCGGCCAACCUCUCCAUCUACGUCAAUAACACCCAGGAAACGGACUCGGGUCUCUACUUCUGCCACGUCAUCGUCCCCGGUGGCCGUGGCAUUUCUGGAGAAAUGCGGCUUAAUGUCAAAGUCCCUCCCUCUCCACCUGUGUGCGGCAUGACAGGAAACCCGGUGGUGAGAGGCAACGUGACUCUGAGCUGCAAGUCCAGUCAUGGAAAACCUGCCCCUCAUUACAAAUGGACCAAGGCAGCACCCACAUCUGAGGUCUUCUUCUCCCCAAUGCAAAAAUGGAGAGCCUGCUCCCAACCCAUACUUGUCCUUGGGUUCAUGGAUGAGAGACAUGGCACGCUCAGGCUGAGCAACCUCACCAAAGGCAUGUCAGGGAAGUACAUUUGCAGAGCCAGCAACACGGCCGGCUCAGACAGCUGCUCCAUUAACCUGGAGGUUAUCACCUCUUCCAAUGCUGGCGUGAUUGCGGCAGCUACUCUGGGAUCCGUGGUGGGACUGGUGGCGAUGGUGCUCUUCUUCAUCUUCUUGUUGAAGAGGAGACAGGACUCUGAGGAGGAGAUGGCCAAUGAGAUCAAGGAGGAUGCUCAGGCACCAAAACGUGUGUCAUGGGCAAAGAGCAACACUGGUUCCGACAUCAUGUCCAAAAAUGGCACAAUGUCCUCCAUAGCCACCAGCCCUCGAUCGCGAGACCUGCAUCAACCCAACUUCCAGUAUCCUUACUCCCCUAUAUCGACGUCAGACACGGGAUCGGUGAUCAACGCCUACCAGCUGCGGCCCGGGGAGCACAACAGCCUACAGGGGCUUCCCGGAUACAACAUUGGAGGCACCCCUACACGUAAACACAAGCGGCCUCCGAUUGCAAACGGGGCCCCUCCGCAGGUCGUCAGAAGCUCUGCGGUCAGCGUCCCCAAAAGGACUGAAGGGGCUGCUCAGCCUCAGGUGCCGCCUCCGCUCACUGUGUCCCCACAAAUCAGCUCCUCCACUCUGACGCGGCUGGGGGCCGUUGCUGUCAUGGUGCCUGCUCAGAGCCAAGCCGGCUCCCUGGUGUAGCAACAUGCCUUGAGGGGGGAGGGAAUUGUCUCCAUGAAGACCUGAGAGUUAUCCAAGAAGAAAACAUCUCACAGCUGGUUUGUGCAUCAUUUUCACAAUCUGUCCCUUUGUUUUGUUGAUGAAACUGACUCAGAGCAGUUUCAAGGUGUCUUUGCAGUCUUCAUCUCUUUUUUUUUUUUUUUUUUUGCACAAUGCAUUAAUUCCAAGUUAAAUAUAUUUUUAUUUAUAUGAGCAAAAAUUCCAAAAUACACUCACCAGCAACUUUAUUAAGUACACCUGUCCUACUCAGGUCACACAGCAGCACCUCAGAGCGUUAAAGCCUUUACAUCAGGAUUCAUUUAUACAGAGUUAAAUAAGUAACAAAAACUUGCAAGAUGUAAACUAAACAUAUUUUAGGUUUAUGCCAAUCGUUAAAUUGUAUUUACAUGUUUGGCUCUUUAUUUUUAUUUUCUAAAACAAGGAGGGAUAAUCUGUUUAAUCUGUAUUUGUUUACCCCACAUUUACUUUAAUCCAAAUGCUAGCUUCUGAUUGGUUAGCCUCAUCACAUGGGAUCAGAACCAGGAAGUGUAGUGUGCACGUAAAGCUCCAGUAAAGUGCUGCUUAACCAGGUUAUCCAUCUCCAUCCUGCUUUUUUUUUUUUUCGUUCACUGAGAGUGAUUCCACCACCACAUGUUGAAUCCACAUGUUACACAAGCAUCAGACGGGAUGUUUAAAGUAUCUGCGAAACUGAUCCGCUAGGAUUUUCACACACAAACAUCUACAGGGUUUUACGGAGAAUGGCCCAAAAAGAGAGUAUUCUGAGAACGACAAAUAUCUAGGUGAAAAUGUUAACGCCAGCAGUCGGAGCCAAAUGGCUAGACUGUUGUGAAAUAAUGGAAAGACAGCAGUUUGUAAAAUAGCCAAUCGAGGAAUGCAGAAGUCCAUAUUUGAGUGCACAACAACACAUCAGCAGCAGCCAGAUACCAUAGAGUGACAUGUUUAUCAGCUAAGAUCAGGAAAGGAAGGCUACAAUUUGCACAGGCUGACUAAAAAUGUACAUAAUAAAGAUUAGAAAGAGGUUGCCUGGACAAGCAUAUCUUUGUUUUCGGCUGCAACAUGCGAAUGGCUAAGGUCAGAAUUUUGCAUUAGACAGCAUGAAAGCACAUUGCAUCGCCAUUUCAGACUGGUGGUGGUUUUAUAAUGGUGUAGGGGUUAUUCUCUUGGGUCCCUUAGUUCCUUAGAGCAUCAUUUGCCUGGAUAUAUUGGCUGACCAGGUCCAUAUUUUUGUGAACACAGUUGAUGGCUACUUUGACUGAUUUCUUGAACAUGACUGUGAGGUCACGUACUUUAAUGGCCUUCACAGUCCCCACAUAUGAAUACAGCAGAGCACGUUUGGUUUUAACGCAGGGGUUUUUGCAUAAGUAAAUGUAGAACUAUAUGAUGUUGUCAUGCCAAUAUCUCAUAAUAAUAUUUCCAGAUACCUGGUUGAUAUGACAUGAAGAAGUAAAGCAGUUCUGAGGGAAAAUGGUGUCCCGCCUGGUACUAGCAAGGUGCUCCUAAUAAAGUGGCCAGUGAGUGUAGAAUCCAGUCGUUUUAAGUUCUCAGGCAGCCUUUUGUCUUGCAAACCAUGACUUGUCCAGUUUACUCAAAACGUUGCUGCCAUUAAAAAGAUGCAAGUGUGAGGAUUGUAGGGUGAAUAAAUAAUAAAUAAAAUGAUUUUAAUGUCAUUUUCAUUUCACGUUAUUUCACUCCUCAGCUGCUGUUCUCAGGCCAGCUGGAUCGCGUCUGAGCAAAAUCCCACGAUCCAGGUAGUUGUUCAGAUGUUUCACUUUCUUUGACCCACGUUUACAUUUAGUUCACUUAAGGGUUGUUUAUUUGACUGUUGUAACAGUGUCAGUUUGAGUUCAUGAUGUGUACUGAGAGUACAUGUUUAAUACGUAAAUUUGCCUGUUAUGGUAGCUGGAAUGUAACCAAAAUAGUCAGUAUGAUGAUGUUGAAGUUAAUGGAUUAUGUUUUUAAGAUGCUUUGUUUAAACUGCAAACAUGGAGGUCAUUUAAAACUGGACAACAGAACAAUUCAGCAGAUUCGCCCCAAUAUUUGAACAAUACGUUUGCUUUCAAUCAUUUUCUUGUAAUUAUACUGAACUCUGGAAAUGAUGUGGCAGUGGUUAAUUAAUGCUGAGAGGCUACAUGUGUCACUUUUAAUGCAGUCUUGAUUGUUGAGUUUUCUUUUUUUAAUAAAGUGUUCUGAAGUGUUUGUAUUAUUAUCUACUC
Molecule: messenger RNA, 4009 nt
Organism: Cololabis saira (Pacific saury)
Lineage: Eukaryota; Metazoa; Chordata; Actinopteri; Beloniformes; Belonidae
Gene: esamb
Product: endothelial cell adhesion molecule b
Exons: 9
Coding region: 318-1757 (479 amino acids)
Biological process (GO): homophilic cell-cell adhesion
Cellular component (GO): plasma membrane; adherens junction
Molecular function (GO): cell-cell adhesion mediator activity
Source: RefSeq, a predicted model, not a curated record